AUGUGGUCAGUAGCUGGAAAUACUGAGCACUAGUGGAGCGAAGCGCACCAGACUGAGAGAGCGCACGGGAACUUGUAGACAACACUGUUGUUAUUAUUAAUUCUCUAAUUUCUUCUUUUUUUUCUUUUUUUAAAUUAAGAAAUCGGCUGAGAGUAAAUGUAUAAUUUUGAUAUGUUCAGUCCUUUGGCACAUUUUCAUCUGACAAGAGCAUGACGACUGCCGUUCAUACGACUGAUUUUACUUGAGGCUAAAGGAGAGAAAGCGAAAUGGAGACGUUUACAAUACACGACAUUCUCCUAAAUUCAACUGAUCUCAACAGAAUUUUGUGCAAUUUCGGGAUCAAGAAUAUUUCGGAGUGCGAGAGCGAGCAGGAUCCCUCACCCGAACCUAAAGAUAUCAACCAGACAGUGCGGAUCGUCCUCUACAGCCUCAUCUUCCUCCUCAGCGUCCUGGGCAACAGCCUCAUCAUCGCUGUCCUGGUGAGGAACCGGCGCAUGAGGACCGUCACCAACCUCUUCCUGCUGUCUCUGGCCGUCAGCGACCUGAUGGUGUCCCUGGUCUGCAUCCCCUUCACCCUCAUCCCCAACCUCAUGAGGGACUUCAUCUUUGGUAUAGGCAUAUGCAAGCUGGUCAUGUACUUCAUGGGUGUCUCAGUAAGUGUUUCCACUUUCAACCUGGUGGCCAUCUCCUUGGAGCGCUACAGUGCCAUUUGCAACCCGCUGACCUCCAGAACAUGGCAGACCAAAUCCCACGCCGCCAAGGUCAUCACUGCCACCUGGGUGGCUUCCUUCAUCAUGAUGCUGCCCUACCCCAUUUCCAGCACCCUUAAGCCUUUUACUCGUAUGAACAACAGCACUGGGCACAUGUGCCGCCUGGUGUGGCCCAACGACAUCAUCCAGCAGUCCUGGUAUGUGUCUUUGUUGUUGCUGCUCUUCCUAAUCCCUGGGAUCGUCAUGAUGACAGCCUAUGGACUCAUCUCCAUGGAGCUCUACAGGGGCAUCAAGUUUGAGCUGUCCAACAGGAAAUCCAGUAGAGAGAGACAAUGCAGCACUGGCAGCAUCAAGCCCGGUGACAGUGACGGCUGUUACGUGCAGCCGUCUAAAAAGAAGAGCAUCACCAUGAGUACAGGCAACUGUCCUAGCUCCAGCAGCAAGCCCAUGGUGGGCCGUGUGUGCAGCAGCAGCUCUACAGCCAACCUGAUGGCCAAGAAGCGUGUGAUCCGCAUGCUCCUGGUCAUCGUCUUCCUCUUCUUCCUGUGCUGGACUCCCAUCUUUGUGGUCAACGCGUGGCAGGCUUUCGACCGGCGCUCGGCCCACCGCCUGACCGGCGCGCCCAUCUCCUUCAUCCACCUACUGUCCUACACCUCGGCCUGCGUCAACCCCAUCAUUUACUGUUUCAUGAACAAGCGUUUCCGCCAGGGCAUGCUGGCCACCUUCAGCUGCUGCAGCUGCUUCAGGGCGAGCAGUGGAGGAAGUGGCGGCUUAGGGAGGUCAGCUGGAAGCGGAACGGCUAAAGGGGAGGCGGGCAGAUCAAGAGCAGGGCCCAAGACCACUGAGCAGAAUGGUCAUACCCCUCCAAGUGGAGCCAGCACACGCUUCACCUACACCGGCAUCCGCACAUCAGCCUGGAGUGAGCUGACUUAAAGUGGCCUGAUCCUGUACGUCUGCAUGUGAGAGCACAGGCCUGAGUGCAAACACUUGUAAGGAAUCUGUGGUGUGUUGAUUUAACAUAAAGCCCUCGCAGUGCUUAUAGUUUAUGAGCGGCUAUGUUGCUUUAGCUUGGAGUGUGACAUGACGUGGGCUCAGUGGUUAAUGACCGUGGAGCUGAAGUGUACAUUCAGUGCUGUCACAGCAGAUCAACAGCGCCAGAUGUUUCCCUAAAAGCCUGCAGUGUCCGGCGUGGCUGACUGAUGCCUGAUCAUAUAUAGCCCUGAAGGGCCACAAGUCUGACAUGGAGAGGAAGUGAUUUCACAAAGCAGAAUAACAAUUGAUGUAGAUUACCGUCCUGUUCAUACUCUGUUUAAACACAUUGUAAUUGUGCCUCCACCGCAGCCAUACAGGGACGCAGCAGUCUCUCCACUCGUUCCAAUCAGUGCCAGACGGUUCAGCCUGUGCAAAUCAAAGAAAGAAAAGAAAGAAAAAAACUGGUCACAACAAGGCUGUUUCUGGAAAGACUCAUUGUCGUUAUCUCAAAAGGCAGAUAUCUCAGAACAUGGGCAAAUAUAAACAUAGAUAUCUGCAUGGAGCAACAAAGCUAAACGGAAAUUAGAAAAUAUACUCUAUUAUUAUUAUUAUUAUUAUUAUUAUUAUUAUAUAAUAUUUGUUUUACUGUUUGGAUUUCAGUUGAACGGACCCUUAAAGAUUAGGUUACAUACCAAUAUCGUGCUUCAAGGAAAACGCUUGACCCAGAUGAUAUUCUUAAAGGGGUCACGCCGGUUACCAAAGCAGUGUCACCUCAAGGGCCAUUUUAGGGCCUCGUUCUGCAGUUUUUCAGUCAUAUCACAUCAUCAUAAUCAGCAGAUGAAGUUUGUCCAGUUGUCACGGCUCAAGCAUGAACUUUCAUUUUGGCACUUUCAGCAGCAGCUGCCUGUCUCGCUGCAACGUAACCGUCCUCAAAACAGCCCCCCCCCCCCCGGGGCACAAACAGUUCUGUCUCAUCCUUGACCAACUGUUUGUGUGUCUGUGUGCCUAAAGGGUGGGGGGGUGGGGGGGUUGUACUGUGUGUGCUAACUGGAGAGGCCUUAUCAUGUUGUGGGACCUUAACCACCUGUAACCUCCCUUCUUCAAAGAGUGAAUUCCCGGCAUUACCCACCUGAUUUCCACUGAUUCAUACCGUUAAAUAUAGCAGCGUCAAUGUAGCAACUUGUUCCUGUUUUGUUUCUUCGUAUCAGUAUGUUGCAUUGUUACUAUGACCUGAAUAUUGUUCUGUAAAUUCUUACUUUUAGGUUUUCUGUUUGAUUGCAUGAUAUCGUGCGUAUUUUGACUUGUGGGCACAUAAUUGAAUGUAAAAACAUAAUCCCAGCGAGUUUACUGGUUUCUUAUGUACAUCUAAAAGCGCUACUGGGAAUUGUAUUGCGUUCUCUUACAAACCUACAACGCAUCUAUGAGUAACCAAUGUCUGGUUGACCAUAUAAAGACCUCGAAUGCCCACUGUGCAACUGCAUUUACAAAGACUUGCGGCAGAGCAACUUGGAGCUUUUAACGGCUUUAAUAAAAGUGGAUCUGAAGGACAGAAGGCAUUAGAGGCAAGACAAGUGGUGGAAAGGCAGAGGGGAGGGGGAUCUGCUGGGACUUCUUCCCAAGGAUAAGAGCUCCAUUUGGGCUUGGUAGAUGCCCUAAAGCCCCACCUGCCUUCACCCUGCACCCCCUGGGAGAUGUUUACCUGAAGGAAGAAAGGAUGACUAUGGCUGGACAGGUUAUUCAUUUUCAGUGUGUAAAAAAACAACAACAACAUGCUUCAGCUUCUGAUGACAAUUAAAAACAUACACAAACAGA
Messenger RNA from Seriola aureovittata, 3494 nucleotides. RefSeq names its product cholecystokinin A receptor (gene cckar). The record is from RefSeq and is a predicted model, not a curated record. Gene Ontology annotation, molecular function: gastrin receptor activity; neuropeptide receptor activity. Bases 267 to 1643 code for a protein of 458 amino acids. Gene Ontology annotation, cellular component: membrane. NCBI's taxonomy places the organism in Eukaryota, Metazoa, Chordata, Actinopteri, Carangiformes, Carangidae. The transcript is spliced from 5 exons. Gene Ontology annotation, biological process: neuropeptide signaling pathway.